AUGGCCUCUACCACUGUAGAGAUGACGGCUACCCUCAAUGCACCAACCCCCGACUACAAAUUGGCCGAGGAUACGCUGGAUGGUGAACCGGUAGCUGCGGGAGACGACAUCAUUGUCGUUGACGGCAGUUCUACCUUGAGCCUUGGUCCUGACUCCCUCGUGUUAACAAAAUCGACUCAUGCGAAACCAAAGAGGACCUGUGGCAUCAUUCCCACCAGCGAUUCUUCGAAUGCUAGCGAAUCGAUACCCCUCUACAAUGUCCUUUGGGCCGAACUAGCCUCUCCUUCUACCCUCGUCAUCGACUUCGCGACUCAACAAAGCUCCAAAAACUCGGCUUGGGAAACGUAUGGCCCUGCGAAGCUCCGCAAGCGCGCCAAGGUGCUCGUCAACCCCCACGCCGGACCUGGGGGCGCCGACAAACUCUGGGAGCAUGAAGCGAAGCCCAUUUUUGAAGCCGCGCGGAUGGCUCUCGAUGUAGUGAGGACGAAAUACUCUGGCGAGGCUAUCGAGAUUGCGGAAAAGACCGACAUCGACGCUUAUGACACCAUUGUGGCAUGCUCGGGAGAUGGGUUGCCACACGAGAUCUUCAACGGCUUGGGCAAGAGGCCCGAUGCACGCAAGGCGCUGGCCCAGCUGGCCGUGUCGCAUAUACCCUGCGGCUCCGGAAACGCCAUGAGCUGCAAUCUCUACGGCACCCACCGCGCAUCCCUUGCUGCCCUCGCCAUCGUCAAGGGCGUCCCGACCCCCAUGGACCUUGUCAGCAUCACCCAAGGAGACCGACGGAUAUUGAGCUUCCUAAGCCAAUCCCUAGGCAUCGUCGCCGAGUCAGAUUUGGCCACGGAGCACUUGCGGUGGAUGGGCGGCACACGGUUCACCUACGGUUUCCUGGUGAGGCUCUUCCGGAAAAUGGUGUACCCUUGCGACUUGGCGGUCCAGGUCGAAAUCGAACACAAGGACGACGUGAAGGAGCACUACAGGCGCGUGCGCAGCUAUCACUCACUCGACGCGCUGGCCAACGGAGUUGAUGGGGCUGGCGACAGCGGGCGGUCAGCGGCGGACGAGACGGCGGACUCUGGGUCGAGCGUAGCAGCGGCAGGGUCAAGCGAAGAAGGGCUACCGCCGCUCAAGUAUGGGACGGUCAACGACAAGUUGCCUGAGGGAUGGGAACUUGUGCGCUACGAAAAGAUGGGCAACUUUUACUGCGGAAAUAUGGCUUAUAUGGCGCCGGAUGCCAACUUCUUCUCGGCGGCAUGUGUCAACGACGGUUUGAUGGACCUCGUUUGCAUUGAUGGGGAUGUGUCGCCCUUGACCUCGAUCGGACUGUUGCUCUCCGUCGAAAGUGGAAAGUUUUUUGAGAAUCCGCUCGUGUCGUACCGCAAGAUCAAGGCGUUCCGCAUCAUUCCGCGAGACCAGAAGGAUGGCUACAUCAGCAUCGACGGCGAACGCGUGCCCUUUGAGCCAUUCCAGGCCGAAGUACAUAAGGGCCUGGGCACCGUCAUCUCGAAGAGCGGCGACUUUGAAGCACCGGGCCCUCGCGACUGGGACAACGUAACGUUAGCGGACAGGCUCAUGGCGUAG
Molecule: messenger RNA, 1578 nt
Organism: Parascedosporium putredinis
Lineage: Eukaryota; Fungi; Ascomycota; Sordariomycetes; Microascales; Microascaceae
Source: the annotation of a GenBank genome assembly